Molecule: messenger RNA, 7227 nt
Organism: Cheilinus undulatus (humphead wrasse)
Lineage: Eukaryota; Metazoa; Chordata; Actinopteri; Labriformes; Labridae
Product: c-Maf inducing protein
Exons: 21
Coding region: 577-3012 (811 amino acids)
Cellular component (GO): cytosol; nucleoplasm
Source: RefSeq, a predicted model, not a curated record
UCCUUCACACCGAGACAGGGGGAAAAGACUGAAUAAAAGGAAACCGAGCCCGUGAGCCUCUAAUGACCACGAAACCUCUCGGAGGGGACUAGAUCCGCCGAUAUUGGAUAUUUCUCCCGUUUUCUACUGGUUCCCACGCGCUCCCCCGGUGUGGAUUAUCCAGUUUGGCACUUGGGCGGACGGAAUGGAUAAGGCCAUGGCCCUAACAUAUUGAAUAGCUCGCUGGUGGUGGGGGGGAGGCGAGACGCGCACCGUGGAGACAAUUCAUGGGGCAUUAUGCGGGGAGGAAAAUGGUGGAUUAUUUGCACUGUAUCAUAAAAACGCUUCCCCGCCUGGAUAUCCUGCCUUAAGAAGCGGUUUGGUGUGUUUUCUGAGCCUGUCUUGCUCGUGUCUUCAUUUCGGAGGUCGUGUUAUAGCGGUAGGUAGGUAGGUACCCCCCUCCCCUUACUCCCCCCUUCAGCUCGAUCCGAACGACCUUAUCCAUUUCUUCAUUUUUAUAUACAUGUGGGAUCCUCGAGUCGCUAAAGCUGUCUGAAAGUAACAUUUGGGAUCAAUAAACUGCUGGAUUACUGAACUAUGGAUUUCAACAGCGGCGGUGGCGGAGGCAACGAGCUGCACAACAACCAGUUUUAUCACUGCGAGGAGAACAAGCCUCUGCUGGGGGAGAUGUCGGAGGGGAAUAAUAACACCAAACUGGGCGCGGGGCCGUGCAAGAGGUCCCUGCACCACUGCAGCAGCAGCGGGAUGCGAUACAAGCUGCUCCACGAGGGGGACAUCCAGGUGUGCGUGGUCAAACACCCCCGCACCUUCCUGAGCAAGAUCCUCACCUCCAAGUUCCUGCGGAGAUGGGAGCCGCACCACCUCACGCUCACAGACAGCAGCCUGACCUCGGCCACACCCACCGGCUACAUGGAGACGUCAUUGUCCUACAGCUCCAUAGAGGACCUGCAGCUCCUUUCAUGGGACAACGCUCCCAAGUACUGUGUCCAGCUCAGCUUCCCUGGUGGCACCGUCCUGCUGCAGGCUGCAAACAGCUACUUGAGGGACCAGUGGUUUCACUCCCUGCAGUGGAAGAAAAAGAUAUACAAGUACCGUAAGGUCCUAAACAACCCAAGCCGCUGGGAUGUGGUGUUGAAGGAGAUCCGAGCGCUGGUGGACAUGGCACUGACCUCACCACUGCAGGAUGAGUCCAUCCAUCAGGCCCCGCUGCACAUCAUCUCCACCCUGCUGGCAGAGAACUCUAAUCUCAGCACUCAGGAUCAUGAGAACAUCAUUGUGGCCAUCGCUCCUCUCCUGGAAAACAACCACCCACCACCUGACCUGUGUGAGUUCUUCUGUAAGCACUGUCGGGAGCGUCCUCGGUCGAUGGUUGUGAUUGAAGUGUUCACUCCUGUGGUCCAGAGAAUCCUCAAACAUAACAUGGAUUUUGGAAAGUGCCCUCGACUGCGUCUCUUUACUCAGGAGUACAUCCUUGCUCUCAAUGAGCUGAACGCUGGGAUGGAGGUUGUCAAGAAGUUUGUUCACAGCAUGCACGGGCCGACCGGGCAGUGCCCCCACCCACGCGUCCUGCCAAACCUGGUGGCUGUGUGUCUCGCUGCCAUUUAUUCCUGUUAUGAGGAGUUCAUCAACAGUCGGGACAACUCCCCCAGCCUGAAGGAGAUCAGAAACGGUUGCCAGCAGCAAAAUGACCGCAAACCUCCUAUGCCUCUCCGACUGCUUCGUCCAGAGCCUCCCACGCCGCCUCCCACCACUCUUCUCCCUCUCUCUGCGAACCCCAGUCCCCCUCAGCUACCCCCCUCUGCCCCCUCAAACCCCACCCCUCCCAUCUCCUCCCCUACACCCUCCCUGCCCCUCUCCCCUCCUCCAUCUGUCGUCAACUCUAGCGAGAUCCUGGUGGAGCUGGAGCGAAACAACAAUUCAGCCAACACCAAACGGAAGGGAGGGCCAUCAGGAGGCGACAGUGAGCCCAACCUCAUCGACUGUCUGCUGGUCAGCCCGGCCGUGAACACUCUGUCCAUCCAGCUGCCAGCGCAGGCUGACCGUGUGCUGGGCUGCUUCGCUCUCAUCCUGAAGAUGCUGUCGGACUACGAUGACUGGAGACCUGCUCUGGCCAGCCUGCUGCAGCCCAUCCCCUUCCCUAAAGAGGCUCUUGCACAUGCCAAAUUUACAAAGGAACUAAAAUAUGUUAUUCAGAGGUUUGCAGAGGAUCCAAGGCAGGAGGUGCACUCCUGCCUGCUCAGUGUGCGUUCAGGUAAAGAUGGCUGGUUCCAGCUCUACAGUCCAGGAGGCGUGGCCUGUGACGAUGAUGGAGAGCUGUUUGCCAGCAUGGUCCACAUCUUGAUGGGCUCCUGCUAUAAGACAAAGAAGUUCCUGCUUUCUCUGGCUGAAAACAAGCUGGGCCCCUGCAUGCUGCUGGCCCUGCGGGGGAAUCAGACCAUGGUGGAGAUCUUGUGUCUGAUGCUGGAGUACAACAUCAGUGAGAACAAAGACACACAGCUGCAGAUCAUCUCCACGCUGGAGAGCACCCAGGUGGGCCUGCGCAUGUACGAGCAACUCUGUGACCGCCAGAGAGAGCUCAAAGAACUGCAAAGGAAAGGAGGCCCCACCCGGCUCACUCUGCCCUCAAAGUCCACGGAUGCAGACCUGGCCCGUCUGCUAAGUUCAGGUUCUUUUGGGAACUUAGAGAACCUGAGCCUGGCCUUCACCAACGUCACUAGUGCCUGUGCAGAGCAGCUCAUUAAGCUGCCUUCACUCAAACAGCUCAACCUCUGGUCCACACAGUUUGGAGAUGCAGGACUGAGGUUGUUAUCAGAACAUCUGGCCUGUCUGCAGGUUCUGAACCUGUGUGAGACUCCUGUCACUGAUGCUGGUCUGCUGGCGCUCAGCUCCAUGAAGAGUCUUUGCAGUCUGAACAUGAACAGUACCAAGCUCACAGCGGACACAUAUGAGGACCUCAAGGCCAAACUGCCCAACCUGAAGGAUGUUGAUGUUCGGUACACGGAGGCCUGGUGAUCAAUCCAGUCACACACCUUUCAUACAUAUCCGGACUAAUACAUAAACACAUGCAUACACUGCAACCAGGCUCAGAUAUGAGACAUUGCCGCCAACAUACGACCAGGAACUUACAUCAUUUGAUCAGAGGACCGCCAGAUGUGACUAGAACAUUUCUGACUCUGAGCCCUCCUCGGACAUCAUCCCCAACCUCUGCAGUGACAUCAAUACCAGGAAGGAAUCAGCUUCACUAUCACCUGUUUUGUACAUGAGAGGUCUCUCUGGACCUCUCCGCUCCCCUUACUCUUGUCAGCGAUGUUCCAGGACCUACUUUUUACCGACAUGAACAGAGGACAUGCAAGGACCCACUCUAUUGUGACAUAAGGGACCCUCAUUUCUCUAUGUCUGCAACCUUUUGCCCUAUUCUUUAUAAAUAGUCUCUCAGUUUUCCUAUUCGGUCUAAAUCCACUCUGCAGCAGUUGCCCUCCCACCUCUGUGCUCACUGAAAGCCUUUUCCUUUUUCUCUCUGCUGCCAUCGUGUGAUGAAGACCGGAUACAGCAGCUCACAUUCCAGUUUGUCUCUGAUCUGAUCCAAAAUGUAGCUCUUCAAAAACAGACUUGUUUAGCUGUUAAUUACUUUAGUCUGACUAUCUUUUUUUAUUUAGUUUUCACUCUCGAGUAUCGAAUAUUUAUUUGGAAAAUGAGGUCCUACCUCCACAAAAAAGAAGCGUUGUGCCUAGUCCUCAUUCAUGACACACAAAAAGAGAAAAAAACAAGGUUUUUAUCAAGUUGAAUGAGCAUAUUUUUCCAGACAUCUGUGCUUUCAUAUAAUGUGUGUUUCUAUAUGAUGAAGAUAAUGCCCCGGUGAAAACAUUUCGCAACCAUUUCAGGAGCUCUGCAGGAAAGUUUGUUCUUCUUUCAUUAAUUUUCUGUGUACAUGAUCUCCUAAUACUAUUUAAUAGGACAGUUGUGUAGCAUUAGCUGGGUGGUCUGGGACUGCCUGAUAUUUAUAAGUUAUGUCUUUCAAACCUCCUUUACUCUAUCCUCUGGACUAAGUCCUGACAGUAAUGAAGUACACAGGUCUUUCUUUUUCUAACAACUCAAGAAGCCACCAAACAGGCUGCCUGAACAUACAUGGAUCUCUGUGCACCGUGCCAUGGUGGCAACAAUGACCUGCAAAGUGAACUGCAGCAAAGUGGACCUGAAAACAAGACCCAUCACCAGCUGAGAGUUGUAUAUUUUCAUACCCUUUGCAUUUUGUCUUUGGCUCCGUCUAAGGCUGUUUUUGAAAAGAAGAAAGGACUCUUGCCAAACAUCAUCAUUAUAGUUUUGUGCACUUGUUUUACGAGGCCAACAUGAGCGUGGUUUCGGUACUGAUUGGUGGACCUGCCUGUGGAGAGAGACACUGACACUGUAAGGAUCCCGUCUCCGACCUGCUGAGGUCAGAGCAAAGAGUCACGGUGCCUCUAGUUGAGCUGUGGAUGAGUUUUCUUUUUAUCUGUUGCACCACCUGUUCUGAAUUGUUCUGCUGUAUUUAUAUUAACGCCAUAAAACAUGGGUGACAUUUUUAGGCUGUAUGGAUGAAUAAUCCUCAUCAAGUUAUGUACAUAUUUUAUCACAAUGGGUGAUAAAGGGACAAAAGAAUGGAAAAAGGCUCCUUUUGGCCAUAUUUGCCCAUCUACAUUCCCUCAAAAAUGUUGCCUGUUUGUUAUGGCAACAUUUCAUCUGAUGUGGUAACUGCCCUGGCACACUGCAAGAUCUCUUUUCCCUCUCUCUUUAGAUGUGGUUUGAUUUGUUUGUUUUGCAGCCCUUUUAGAAAACACAAGUCCACUCUUUUCUCCAGUCAGCCUCGCUCUGACUGCAUCCAUCCAUUUUAUUUAUUUGUGUCCAGAAAGCUUGGGAUGUUUGAGGCAGAAGCUGCAACAGAAGUCAGGAUGCCGUCCACUAUGAGACACUUUGUUUCCUAUUUAUUGGGUGCCAUGACAGUUUUCUGUUCAGGCUGUGGACUCAGUUAGUGUACGGCCAUGUUUUGGUCCCGCUCCAGGACCUUAUGCUCUCUUUCAUAUCCUGUAUGGUGUAUAUACACAAGUGUAUAUAGUCGUCUCCUCCCUCCUCUCUUUAAACCAUUUUUAAAUCCCUUUUCUGUAUUUUCUCUCAGCCUCCUUUCAUCGGCUGGCUGGUGUUGCCUUCAUCUUACAGUAAUGUGUGCGUGUUUGUUUUUUUCACACAAAGUGCACUGUAAUCUAACAAAUCAUGUUUUCAUUAUGUUGAUCAAAUUUCUUUAAUUUGAUCGCUUUAAUCAAACAUUUGUUUUCUGUGUUUUUUUUUUUUGUUUUUUUGUUUUUUGUUUUAUGUUUUUUUUGCAUGUACAUGUUGCCGCAUCAUAUAUACAUAUUUUUUGUAAUUUUGUUUUAUAACAGUUUGGAAUUUGUUAAGGGGUCUGAUCACUAUCUAGUUGAGGUUAAAGACUGAAAUCUAAAGAUCCCAUUCAACUUUUGUCUGACUGGUUGUUAUCACGAUCUGUCAAUGAGCCUUGAGCGAUCCUAUUGGAUGAAGCAGUUAGAGUUUGAUUGAUAAGAGUUUUCUUCGGGCCAGUUAUAGUGCUGGUCCUUUAGACUGAAGCUGCCCCUAGCUGGGAUUUAAGCAUUUUAGACUGACCAAUUUUAAAGUGCAAAAAAGAUUCUUGUUUCCUCAAGAAUUUUGUUUGAAUGCUGCCAGAUAAUCAUAUCAGAGGUUAACCAAACUGAAAGGCUAUUAUUGUUUUUAAAUGUUUUACACAAUAAGAAAAUUAGUCAUUUUAUAGAGCUUUCUUUCAUUAUUUUUCAUUUUUGGAAAAGACUAUUUUUCAAAGAGAGAUGUGAAUGAAAAGAUUGAUAUCACAGAGUUGUCCAUCCACUUUAAUACAAGCCAAAGUUAGCUUAGCUUAGCGUAAAGCUCAGAAACUACAGGAAAUAGCUUGCCUUAAGACAGAAGUCACCUACUACAACAUUUAGUCUGAUUUGUAUAUCUCAGUGCUUAAAGAAAUCACUGCACUAUGCCAAGGGAGAAUUUGCCAGUACAAACUCCCCUCUAAAUGCAGUUUGUGCCCAAUUUGACUUUUCAGUCUAUCAGUGCUGCAAGAUAAGUCUUUUUACAUUAGAGCAGGGGUUCUCAACCUGGGGGUUGGGACCCCCUUGGGGGUCAUAAGACACUAAGAGGGGUCACCAGAUGACUUCCAAAAUGGCAUUGUAGAUUUUACACAUGCAUAGAGUUAGUUAAUGUAACAUUAAAAAACUGAUCAUUUGGUGAGAUUUGUGCUAAAAUCAAAGCAAUAUUUAAGAAAUCCUUAAACUGUAAGUCGGUGCACACCUAUUCUUGAAUGUGCAUGGCUGUGUUCAACUAUGCUUCAACUACCUCUAGGUACAGUGAGGGCCCCUGGUCUUUGGCACCUUUAUUUUGGGGGUUGCGGGCUAAAAAGUUUGCCUUAGAGUAUAGCCAUGCUAACUAGCUAAUCUCUUUCAAGUCUUUAUGCUAAGCUAAGCUAACUAACUAGCUACCUGUAGCCUCAUACUUAGAUUAGGGACAUGAGAGUGGUAUCAGUCUUCUCAGCAAACUCCACAUCAAGGCAAAUAUUACCCACAUACAUAUAUCAAUCACUUUUAAAGGAACUGGUCAGCCUUUCCCAGAACUCUACCCUCAGUUUUGUUGCCUUGUUGAGCUGCCACUCACCCAGCCUGGGGCCAGUACGUGGAACGCUUUUGUAUUCCUGUUGAUAAAAAUGGUUGAAAAGAAGCACCUCCUCUUUUCUGUCAUGUCUCCAUAUCCUGUGGAGCUCACUUUGCUUUCCAUCCUGAUCUCUUGACCUUUAAUCCCUCUGACAUUUUUUAUCCCCCUCAAACUGUAAAGAGUUUCUACCAUGUUGGAGUCAUGUACAGCUGUAUUCGAGUCUUAACAGUUGUUAUGGAAGGAAAAGGGUCAGAUGCAGCAAAGCCUGACUUAUCUGACUGACUGAAAAACAACUCAAUUUCCCAUAAUACCUUGUAGUAAAACCUGUUUUGGCAGCUGGAAAAGGGGCACCCAUCAUGUUUCUCUCUCUUUUUCAGUCUUUCUCCGCAUUGAUCUGCUUCUCCUGCUGGGUUAUUAUUAUUAUUAUUGCUGCUGCUGCUGCUCUGUGGCUGUUGUAAUAAAAAUACAAAAGAUCUUCAAAAGGAAAAUAACAACUAUGAUGUGAAAUAAUUUCAAUCAGAAAUAAAUUGU